AUGGCUUUCUCUAAUAAGCCUCAUUGCAUAUUGAUGUUUAUGAUCUCAUUUUUCAUUCUUAGUCUUUUUGUUUCAGCGUUAGAUGUCUCAGAUGCUGUGGCAGAAGCACCAGCACCAGGAUCAGGCAGUGACGGCUUCUUACCUCUAGCAAAGAAGCAUGUUGUAAUCCACAACGUUGUAAAGAACAAGCAAACUGUGGAUGUACAUUGCAAAUCUAGUGAGGAUGACUUGGGGUUGAUCCAUCUCCCUUAG
This is a messenger RNA of Eruca vesicaria subsp. sativa (arugula), 252 nucleotides long. Lineage: Eukaryota; Viridiplantae; Streptophyta; Magnoliopsida; Brassicales; Brassicaceae. The record is from the annotation of a GenBank genome assembly.